Microcebus murinus (gray mouse lemur) is the source of this 4801-nucleotide messenger RNA. It is a transcript of the gene TOB2, whose product is annotated as transducer of ERBB2, 2. NCBI's taxonomy places the organism in Eukaryota, Metazoa, Chordata, Mammalia, Primates, Cheirogaleidae. Gene Ontology annotation, molecular function: transcription corepressor activity. Gene Ontology annotation, biological process: regulation of gene expression. The record is from RefSeq and is a predicted model, not a curated record. Gene Ontology annotation, cellular component: nucleus; cytoplasm.
GAAGACUCAGUGGGGAGAGCUCCCGCAGGGCCGGGUGAUGCCAUCCCCUUUCCCGCGAAAUCCACCCGUCCAACACCGCUAAAGUGAGCGUCCCUGUGUGCCUGGCCCCGUGAGCAGCCCUGCCCCGGGCGGGCCCCAGCCCUCACGGAGCACACUACUUGGGGAAACCCCAAACACGAUGAGCACGAGUUCAGAGAGCCGCUUAGGGCAGGAAAUAACUACGGCGCGCGCCGUGAGGCAGGGAAAGGCGGCCAGUCGUGCUGAGGAACCCGGCGCGGGGUGGGCAGCCGACGCGGGCCCGGGCUGCGCGGCACGAGAGGGUUAAGUCGCCGGCCGGCGGGGAAGUAGUCCCGGCCGGGCGCCCGGCCCCGCCCCUGCAAGGCGGAGGGACGCAUCACUCAGGGGUGGAGAGGCAGGAUCCGUGCGCAGGGUUGCUAAGGGUGAAACUUUUCAUUGACUUUGCUCACUUCGGGCUGGGGCGCGGCACGGUGUGGGUCGUCGGCGGAGGGAAGCGAGUGGCUGGGGCGACAAGGGCCAGAAGGGCAGGACCGCCCACCGGCCAAAACCCCGACCGUCCUCCGCCCCGCGAAACGAGCCACCCUCGGGUCCGCCAUCCCCGAGCCGGCCAUCCCCGCGCCGUCGCUGCCGGCCGGCCCGCCCUCCCUCCGUCCCCCUGCCACCGAUCCCAACCUCCAGAAAGCUGAAAGAAUUAUUAUUGAGAGUCAUAGCCCAUAAGCCCCUCCUCGAUCGUCCCCUGACCCUCAACGACGAAAAGGACACAUCGGCCCCCGGCCCGGUGGCGCCCGGGAAGGAAGGGAGAGCGACUCCGCCCCGCGCUCAGGACCACCCUGGAGGAAGAAGCCGCCCCGCGGCCGGCAGAGCGCCCCGCCGCCGCGGAGACCCGAAGCUGUCUGGAGCCCAAGGCUGUCCACCUUGUAUCUUCUUCCACUGCCCUUGGCCUGUACACGUGCCCUGUGCUGAUUCUCUGCCUAGGAAAGGACCAUGCAGCUGGAGAUCAAAGUGGCCCUGAACUUCAUCAUCUCCUACUUGUACAACAAGCUGCCCCGACGCCGGGCAGACCUGUUUGGGGAGGAGCUAGAGCGGCUUUUGAAAAAGAAAUAUGAAGGCCACUGGUACCCUGACAAGCCACUGAAGGGCUCUGGCUUCCGCUGUGUCCACAUUGGGGAGAUGGUGGACCCUGUGGUGGAGCUGGCUGCCAAGCGGAGUGGCCUGGCAGUGGAGGACGUGCGGGCCAAUGUGCCUGAGGAGUUGAGUGUCUGGAUUGACCCUUUCGAGGUGUCCUACCAGAUUGGUGAGAAGGGGGCUGUCAAAGUGCUAUACUUGGAUGAUAGUGAGGGCUGUGGUGCCCCAGAGCUGGACAAGGAGAUCAAGAGCAGCUUCAACCCUGACGCCCAGGUGUUUGUGCCCAUCGGCAGCCAGGACAGCUCCCUGUCCAACUCCCCAUCACCAUCCUUUGGCCAGUCACCCAGCCCCACCUUCAUCCCCCGCUCCGCCCAGCCCAUCACCUUCACCACUGCCUCCUUCGCUGCCACCAAAUUUGGUUCCACCAAGAUGAAAAAGGGUGGCGGGGCAGCAGGUGGGGGGGGUGUGGCCAGCAGUGGGGCAAGUGGCCAGCAGCCACCACCGCAGCAGCCUCGCAUGGCUCGCUCGCCCACCAACAACCUGCUGAAGCACAAGAGCCUCUCUUUGUCUAUGCAUUCACUGAACUUCAUCACGGCCAACCCGGCCCCUCAGUCCCAGCUCUCGCCCAAUGCCAAGGAGUUCGUGUACAACGGCAGUGGCUCUCCUAGCCUAUUCUUUGAUGGAGCUGAUGGUCAGGGCAGUGGGGCUGGCACCUGCAACAGCAGCAGCUUCGACAUGGCCCAGGUAUUUGGAGGUGGUGCCAACAGCCUCUUCCUGGAGAAGACACCCUUCGUGGAAGGCCUCAGCUACAACCUGAACACCAUGCAGUAUCCUAGCCAGCCGUUCCAGCCCGUCGUGCUGGCCAACUGACCAUCCCCCCACCCAGGGCCAGGAGCACUCAAGACCACGGAAAAGAGAAAAGAAAGGAAAGGCCAAAAAAAAGAGGAAAAGAAAAAUAUACAAAAAGAUUUCCAAUCUUCUCACUCUUGCUUCUAGAAAAAAGAUCCAGCCUAGGCAUGGAAUGGGGGGGUUCUCAAAGCACUGAGUCGUGUUUAACUCACCACCCUCCACCCCACACCCCCCUACCGAUUGCCUGCCUGCCUCUGAUUUAUUUGGUUGGUUUGGGUUUUGUAUUUCUUUUUGUUGUUUUUUUUUUUUUACAUGUAGUUUUCUAUAUAACAUCUUUAAUUAGUGGCUUCCUGUGCUAAGAAUGGUCCAGAUGUGAAUUGCUGCUCCCUAUUCCUCCCUCCCUCCUUCACACUCCUGGUUUAGGGUUGGUGUGUCCAAGCUCACAGGGAAGGAAGAGCUGCAGCUGGAGCCUGGCCCUCCCUGGAAUGGGGAGAGGCCAGCCCUUGUCACUGCCUCUGUCACCCAGCUUUCCUCGCAUUCAAAGCCAUCCAACCUCAGCAGGCCUUCUCCAGCCCUGCCGCCCAGUAGGUCAGACCCCAGCCCCCACUCCCUUUCAGGCUGAGCCCUAGGGAGCUGCUGGCUGGCCACUCACACCCUCCCCCUCGAGCUGAUGUCUGUGACUAUGGAGAGGAUAGCACUUUGUCUCAUUGUAUCCCUUUCAUCUCUGUCCUGUGGCCCCACCAUCCCCUCCUGGCACAGACCAUCAUCAUGGCCCUGGGGACCUGGCCAUUGAUAUGUGUGGCCUCUUUCUCUCAUGCAGGCCCUUCUUCCCUGAGCCCGAGGUUGUGGGUGGGGCAAGGGGCAUGUGUGUAGGUGUGUGGGUGUGUGCACUUGGCGUGUGUAGGUGUGUGUGCGGUUUGCUGUCCUUUUUUAAAGGAUUCCAAGCCAUGUGAAACUUCCCUCUGGAUGUGAUUCUGGGCUGCAGCAAGUGCUUAUUUGUGUGUGAGGCUGGGGAAUGGGCCGGGGGUGUCUGUCGGUCCUUUUCAGGGCAGGACACGUGGUGGGGUGACGCUGCACCUGAGCCUGAGACACUCCCAAGGGAAAGCACUGCAGAAGGAGCUGGUUUCUAGACUGCAGACGGAUCUGCACUUUUGUUUUUGACCAAAAAAUAUAGGUUAGCUCUGAAAGGCAGAGGGAAUACGCAAGCCUCUGAUGCCUAAGAAAAGUCCCUGGACUUCCACCCUCCUGUCGUGUGACCUUUGCCCAGGGGUGGGGAGCUGCUCUCCUGAGCACCCUCGGAGGUGGGGUGGGAGUUUGGAGCCAGUGCCUGUAGUGGACAGUACUGAGCCUUGAAUUGAGACUUUUUGGUAUUUGAGUUGUGGAUGUUAUUUUAGUACCUUUGUGCCCCUGCCUGAUGGAGAGCUCCUUGGUACCUCUUGCCAUCCCCUCUCACUGCCCUGACCCAGCCCCACUGGACCUCGAUGCUGUGAGGAGUGGUGUCUUGGGCCAGCCAGUGUGUUUGGACAUAGAAGAACACUUGCUCCUUUGCCUCUGCUAGCAGAGAGGUGGCUUCUCCAACCCUGGGGGCCAGCUUCCAUGCCACGAUGCUUUGGCAGGUGGGGCACUUGGAUCAGGAUCCCAUCACUAGAAAGCACCAAAGCCCUGGCACUGCAUCCUCCCAAGGACCCCAAGUGGGCAACUGCUGUGGCAGUGAGUCCGGCCCAGACAGACACUGCCAGCUUCCUCUCCCUGCAACGGGCACCAGCUCUACCUCCCCGACAGGCGACGCCCUGGCUUCUUGGCCCAGCACCAUCUAUCCCCCAGACCUCUCAGGGGCCAGCCCAGUCUGGGCCACCCUCUCCCUCCUCAGCUCCCACACAGGUGACAGGCCCAGGCAGAUGGCUUCUCUCUGGGAAAGGUUGGAUGCCGCCUAACUCCCCUUCUAGGCCUUCCUCCUACUCACACACACAGGUACCCACCCGCACCCAGGUCGCCUAUUCCUCACCACAUAUAGGGAGACGGGGGAGACCAGCCCCUUUGUGUCUUUUGAAAUACGAAGAAAAAUGUGUGUUCAGGAGCAUGACUCCAGUGCUGGGCUCUUGGGCCCAGGUCAGUCUGUCUUGUCUCAAAUCUAGGCAUUUUUGCUUCAAUUUUAUUUUUUUUAAGAAAACAAAAACAAAUCUGCACUAAUUUACCUGGUUUCGUAGGAAAACUUUUUUUUUAUUUUUUACAUUUUUUGGUGUCCGUUUGUAUUGAAUAAUUUGCUACAUUUGUAAAAUGUAAGAGGUAUAUAUAAUAUAUGUAUAUUUCUAACGUAAAAAAACGUAAUUUUCUUUUCAGGAUUUUUUCUUAAAAAGAGGAAAGAAACAUAUUUUUUCAGGAAAAACAAACUUUAAAAUAAAAAAAAGGAGAAUAAAACCUUUCUCCCCUUUCCCCAUCCUCUCUCUCUCUAUCCCUCUUUCCCAGGAACAAAUCAAAAGGUGGAUUAUCUUGUGAAGACUGUAAACUGUCAGCCCAGACGAUGUCUUUUUCUCAGUGAGCUGCAGACUCGAGUUUUCUCCCUAGGGUUGGGAAGUGGGUGUUAGGGCGAGCGAGGAGCUGGGGGAGCAGGGUAGUGAACUUUUUCUUUAGUGAAGGAGGGAUACAAUCAAGCAUUUUGUAUUCAGAAUGUUGUGCAAUAUUUUGGAAUGGGACAUUGGUGUGUUUAGAGAUUUUAGUUUAAAAACAAAACAAAAAGAUUGAUCAAAUCUGUACAGUUUAUAUUGUUCCAGAUUUUUUUAAGUUUGUAUUAAAAGCAUGAUAUAUAAUA